GCCCCGGUCUCCGGAACUUUGCAGUCCAUCGCUGGACUGCAGCCUCUGCUCACGUUACUAUCAGCAUACCGAGGUAUAAGUUCUAAUCCUUUGUUCGUCUUCGGCCGAGCUGCCUUCCUGGGGAUGUCGUCUAAGAAUAACCCCUCGUCGUGCCGCGUCGCAUACCCCCUCUGCCCCACAGAUGCUGAGCAACUCGUCUACUACCUGAACAACCACAAUGGUGGCUUCUUCAGAUUCUUCAACGCACCACAAAACAAUCAACAAAAUAUCAAUCAAUUCUACAACCAAUUGUCUCAGAAUUACAACAACCAACAAAACCAGUUUCCUCAAAAUUUUAUAAACAAUAACUUCCCAUAUCAAUAUAACCAACAAAAUCAAAUAAAUGGCUAUCCAGUACAAAAAUACGGCAACAAUUAUCCUUAUAAUAAAAAUAAUGAUGGUUUAAAUAAAAUACGAUUCAAGAAUUUAGAAGAGAACACAAUAGAAGAGCGAAUUCAAAAUAGACCUGGCAAAUAUUUGGAUGACUUUGAAGAUAAUUUGUCCUUUGAAAACAUAGAUAAUACAAAAUGGUCUUUUCCAGAUGAUAUUAAUACUAAAGUAAGAGUUGGUAAAGGUUUGAAAUUUCCAGAUGAAUCAUACUUCGAUAAGGAUAUAAGAGAAGUUAACAGAGAAGAAAGCAAAAGAGAUCCAAGAGGAUUUAAGUUCCCUGAUACUAGAAACAUUGAAUACAUUAACAAGUAUCAAGAAUUGGACUCUAACUAUAAUUAUAACAGUUUCAAUAAUUUAAACUCAGAUAUUUACAAAGGAUAUAGCAAUAACUAUAAUGAACAUAAAGAGGACCAAUCUGUUAGAACGGUUUAUGUAGUGAGAGGUAAUGGCGACCCUAACCAUCCGGAAAUUAUUAAAUUGAGGCCAGGACAAACAAUAUACUAAGUACUGUACUAUACUAAAUAAUAGAGCAGUUAAUAUUUAGACACGUAGAUUGACGCUAAUUCAAACAUCGUGAAAUGUCCCGAUACAUUUGUUCCAGUUGCGAAUUAAAUUGUUUUCAACUUUCAAGAAACUCUGUAGUACAUUUUAAUAGUGUAUAGAAGGAAAAGGGACGUUACUUACAAGUACGAUGCAAUCCAAUUUUUUUCCUAAUUGAAUAAACAGCACUGAUAUUUCUGUAGUCUGUAUAUAAUGAUUCGUUUAAAAGUACUCGUAUGCAGUUCUACAAGACACCGUAUAAUAAAAGCUAAUUAUAUAAAUUGUUGCAAUUUGUUUCCUCGUGCUAUCGUUUCUUAUUAACGCUGUCAUUUACGUCGCAAAUGAUGUUUCUCUGUUGGCCUUAAUUUUAUUUCAACACCUGUGGGAGUCCACCCUUUUAACGAAUUGAAUUCUUUUAUACUUUACGACAUUUUAUGUACAGUCGGGGAAUUAAGCAGUGUUCAACAAUACAAGCCACAUUCGCUUGAAGAAAUGAAACAAUAGUAAGAAGGAGCGGAGUUUGUCUCAUUGCAAAGAAUAUGUCAAUGUCUCCGUAAGUGGGACACUGCGUACUUCCCCAACUGUACUAUAGCGUUGACUUCUGUGCUUAUAAAAAUGUUGUUAUCUGGAAUUAUUUGUAGUAAUAGAAGAAGUUCAUAUAUUAAAUAUAAUGUUUGUAUAAGUAAGUUGUCCAGUAAGAACUUGCGAACACCUAAAACGAAUUUAUCGCACAAUCGUUUAGUCUCGGUUUGAUUACUAUGAAAUUAUAUAGAGGUGCGCACACUACUCGAUUAGUUGUGCAACUAAACAGUUGA
This is a messenger RNA of Papilio polytes (common Mormon), 1784 nucleotides long. Its product is annotated as putative mediator of RNA polymerase II transcription subunit 26. The coding region runs from base 124 to 933 and encodes 269 amino acids. The transcript has 2 exons. The record is from RefSeq and is a predicted model, not a curated record. NCBI's taxonomy places the organism in Eukaryota, Metazoa, Arthropoda, Insecta, Lepidoptera, Papilionidae.